GGUCAGUAUAGCAAGAAUCAAGAUGCAAACCAUUCAGACCAUAGAGAUGCAGUUACCUGUCCUGCGAGAGAGUUUCCACUCCUCUCCCUUCAGAGAGAGAGUGAAAGAACGGAGGAAGAGUAGCCUGACAAAUCUCAUCAGAAGACAACAGCACCAGUUACUACUCCAGCAACAACAAUCAGAAUUACAUCAAAAGCAACAGCUGUUGUCACCCUCACAGGGCCACACUGCACAUGCUCAGUUGGUCCGCUCUUCCAGCAGCCCGUUAUGUGACUUGGUAGAGCAAAUAGAUGAGCAAGAGAAAAUGAAAGAGACUGGGAGGCAGGGGGAGCUGUCUCUCAGGCAGUCCUUGGCUAUGGCGUCACAGCCUGCAUCAUCAAAGCAGCUGCUGCCGAUGGUGAAGAGAGAGAGAGAGGGAUUAGAGAGGGAGAGGGAGAAAGUACAAGGGAGCACGGAGAGGGAGAGAGGAGAGAAGAGAGAGCAGCACAGAGAACGAGAAAGUCAGUCCUAUCACACGCGUUCCCAGCAUGGCCUGAUCGCUAAAGGUGUUCGCCUUCUGAGGAGCAUGGGAAACCAGGAGGCCAAGCAGAAGAACACCACUGUCACAACAGGAGUGGAAGGUGCUGGGAAUGGGGCAAGCACCGAGGACCGAGACCAUGAAAAUCUCAAGAAGAUUAAGAAAAGUAAAUUGUCGGACGACUCGGGCAAGAAGAAAUCCAAAUCUGAAGGCUCCAGAGGUUCUGUAUUUUCCAACAUCCGUAUCAGAAAGGGCCUCUCCCGGAAAGGGUUGUCCAAAGAGGAUGUACUGGACGAUGGGAUUAGGAUUAAGAGCAUGGAUGCUAACGGCAGCAGCAAUGGUGGAAUAUCGGGUGAUGAGCUGGAGGGUCUCACGCCUGAUAGUAAGCAACUCACGGCUGAAAGCAGGCAGUCAACUCUGGACACGACAGAAGAUGAUGCUGAGAGAGAGACAGAGGGAUCAGGGUCAGAUACAGACUUCUACAGCUACCACUCAGCCGCUGAGACUCAAGAUCUGCUGUUGGAUAUCCAGAGGAUUAUCGGACAACAGCAGCAGAUGGAGGGAGUUUCUGAGGGGCAUAAAUGUAGUGGACAAGUAGGGUCUGAUGGCCAGACUGAGGUCACUCAGGGUCUUACUUGUAGUAGCCUUUCUUGUAUGGGUGAACCAGAGAAGGUAGAAGGUGUAUCUGCAUCUGACAGCAAAGAACAAGAUCUUAAAUAUAGUGGGGACACAGUAGAAGGGGUGAUUACAACCACACUAAAGGCAGAAGCAGGUGGUGAAGUGACUGAUGUUGCAAAUAAAGCUGAAUGUUUGAGCAGUUUUGCCAUUGACUAUUGCAUCCGGGAUAGUAUCACUGACACAAGUAGUGCCCAGGAUACCACAGCUGUUACCACAUCUACCAGUAACUACAGUUUUCAAGAUAGUACAGCAACAUCCACCUCCUAUGAGAGUGCCGAGGAGAUCCCGGAGAGUUCAUCUCUAUCAUCUCCUCUUGAAGAGUGUCAUUACGAUAGCAAUAGCCUGACUCAAAGCCUAGAAGUCGGUCUUAAUUCAAGAAAUCAGACCAGCUCAAUGUCCAAAAUCAGUCGGGUAAUUUUCGUCCCACAGAAGAGCAUUAGUAGUGUAGAGCUGAACGUAGAGGGUGAUGGUCAUGUAGAGGAGGUAGAUUGUGAGUAUUCCCACCAACAGAGAAGGAAAAGCAGUGGCGCGUCCAUCACACAGUGGUCAUCUGAGAACUUUUUAGGCUUGGGGUCACGACCACGUAGAACUUCCAGCGCUAACCUCGGGGUUAAACCUUAUCCUACAGUACACACUUCUUAUGUUAAAACAACCACCAGACAGCUCACAUCACCUUUAAUAUCUCCAUUGACCACUCCGUCCCUAAGCCCAAUGUGUCCUCGCAGGGUCGGUUUAGAGUUGGGCUCAGUUCAGGGGUCAUACAGAGCAGGAAGCUGGAGAACACAGAGACAACGGUCCUGUAGCAUUGCAGGUCCGGUGGGUUGUCAUGAAGAAUGGUGUGAAGCCAUACAUGAUCAGUCAGAGCUUAUUGAUCAUGGCUUCCAAAGCCUCAGAUCCAGGCAAACGCCAUCUACCUUUCCAGAUGUGUUUUCAGGUCGCUCUCUGUUCGAGAGGUGUCUUGUACAGUGGGGUUAUUCUGAACAUGACACUGCUGCACAGGAUGUUGAAAGAUUCUGUUCCCAUAUUCUGGCUUUGGGGAUUCUACAGCCUUUCAGCGACUGCAUCAGGGAACCACCCACAGGAAGUGAUGUUACAGAUAAGCCCAUUUUCAAUAAGGAGCAGCUGUAUACCUGGGCUCCAAUGGGACAGAAUGAGAUCAGAACACCUGGGCAGCUCCAAACAAUGUUGCCUCCAAGUCCGUCCCCCAUUUCUGCACAGCUGCAAGAUGGAUGCACGGGGCAAUCUGGAAUCGUUCCGGAAGGAACGUCCAUUUCCAUUCAGGAGCUAGAGCGAACAAUUGAAGAAUUACUUGUGAAAAUAUCAGAUAUGGAAAAAGACAAUGUUUUGGAUGGCACAAAGCUUGGAAAAGAGGAUCGAGAAGUGGGUGGUUUUAAUCAAACCAUUAAACAGACUAAAGUAAAUGAACAACGAGUUCAUUCAGCCAUUGAGACCUCACCUGUCGAGGAAGCCUUUAAACUUCCAGUGCCUUUAUCAGACCAAUCACAUACUCCCAAAUUAAGUGACACCGCUACUUCACCAGUGGGAUUGCCCAAUACCUGUAGCUGCCAAAGAACAAAGAAAAUCCCUCCCCCUGCACCAUCACUACUUCCUGUUGUUUCAGGUUUCCCGACACCUUCAAAACAAGAUGCAUCAAUACCUCCACCUCUUCCACCUCCACUCCCAGAUGCGAUUCAGAUCCAUCUGCCUUUCCUGGGUACUCCUCCACCCCCACCCCCACCCCCUCCACCUCCACUUCCAGGUAUGGGUCUGACCCAUCUGCCAUUCACGGGUACAGCUUCUUCCUCUCCACAACCUCCAUUCCAAAUUAUGGCUCUGCCCCCUCCACCGCCUCCGCUCCCAGGUAUUGUUCCUCCACUUGCAUCUGUGGGCAUGGCUCCACCCCCUCCACCUCCACUCCCAGGUAUGGCCCCACCCCCUCCUCCUCCACCUCCUGGCUGUGGACCCCCACCACCCCCUCCUCCACCUGGUUUUGGGCCACCACCACCCUUCGGUACCCCUCCACCCUUCAUGGGGUUGGUGCCGUCUAGCAUGACUCAGGAGUCCGUCCCCCUAAAGGCUAUCAUCGAACCCCCACGGCCCAUGAAACCACUCUACUGGACACGGAUUCAGCUAAAUGCCAAAAAGGAUGCCAAAAGUGACCUGGUGUGGGAAAAGGUUCAAGAGCCUUCAGUAGACUUUGACGAAUUUGUGGAGCUGUUUGCCAAAAGUGCAGUCAAGGAAAAGAAGAAACCUAUCUCAGAUACCAUAACAAAAUCCAAGGCCAAACAGGUUGUCAAGCUGCUGAGUAACAAACGUUCUCAAGCGGUGGGGAUUCUGAUGUCCAGUCUUCAUUUAGAUAUGAAAGACAUUAAGAAUGCCAUCUUGAACAUGGACUGCACCGUGGUGGAUCUGGAGACGCUCCAGGCGCUGUAUGAAAACAGAGCUCAGAAAGAAGAGAUGGAUCAGAUUGAGAAACAUAUCAAGUCUUCAAAAGAUAAAGAAAAUGCAAAACCACUGGACAAGCCUGAACAGUAUCUAUCUAUCUAUCUAUCUAUCUAUCUAUCUAUCUAUCUAUCUAUCUAUCUAUCUAUCUAUCUAUCUAUCUAUCUAUCUAUCUAUCUAUCUAUCUAUCUAUCUAUCUGUCUGUCUGUCUGUCUGUCUGUCUCUCUGUCUCUCUGUCUGUCUGUCUGUUGCAUUUUCCUUGCGUCAUUCAUUUUAUCCCCUCUCUUUGGUAGGUUUUUGCUGCAGUUGUCAGAGGUUCCUGAGUUCUCAGAGCGGGUUUUCUGUAUUCUCUUCCAGUCCACUUUCACAGAAUGUGUUACAUCAGUUCAGCGCAAGCUUGAAACACUGCUGAGAGUCUGUACGGCUCUAAAAUCAAGUCAAGCCGUCCUGCAGGUUCUAGGUUUGGUUCUUGCAUUUGGGAACAUUAUGAACGGGGGCAACCGGAGCAGAGGACAGGCAGACGGAUUUUCCCUAGACAUCCUACCCAAGUUAAAAGAUGUCAAGAGCAGUGAUAGUUCUCAGAGCCUCCUGUCCUACAUAGUUGCUUACUAUCUGCGACACUUUGAUGAGGAUGCAGGUAAAGAAACAUGCGUGUACCCACUUCCAGAGCCUCAGGAUCUGUUUCAGGCUUCACAGAUGAAGUUUGAGGAUUUUCAAUGUGACCUACGCAAGUUACGGAAAAAUCUGAAUGCCUGUUCAGCAGAAACAGAAAAGGUGUGUAAUGUCUCGUCUGAGGAGAACCUGCAGCCCUUUAAGGACAAAAUGGAAGAAUUUCUCACUAGAGCCAAAGCAGAGCUGGAGCUCCAGGAAAAACAGCUCGCUGGCACGCAGAGGAUUUUUCUGGAGCUGAGCGUGUUUUUCUCAGUCAAGCCUAAGGCAGGAGAGAAGGAGGUUUCACCAAACACAUUCUUCACAGUGUGGCACGAGUUUUCAUCAGAUUUUAAGGAGCUCUGGAAGAGAGAGAAUAAAUGCCUAUUGCAGGAGCGGUUGAAAGCUGCAGAAGAGACGUUUAAACAAGCACGAGAGAAGGCUACCUACAACAUAAAACCUAAACAUGCAUCAGGAAUAAAAGCCAAGCUGGGACAGAAGAUGUGAAUUUCUGCUGUACUGAAUCCAACAAAACUCUUUGUUUGCCCGGUUCUUUCUUUAUUUUCUACUUAACAGUUACUUCAGUAUAAUAAUAGCCAUGAGAAUGUUUGCAUUAUUUUAGUACAUGGACAUGGCCAGAAUUCAUACGAAGACAAUCAAAGCCCAUAUUAUGAUCAUUUUCAACAACAACAAUAAAAACAAAUCAGCCUACUAGAACACAUUUUCAUUUAAAAAAUUUUUUUCUAAUUUCUCAUGCAUUGUUGUAGCACCACUAUUUUCACUCUCUGCCUAAAACCCUCUCUCUUUUACUUUCUAUCUAUUUAAAGCCUGUCAUUCCAAAAAGCUAAGUCUGAUCUUGGUCUUGUGGUCAACCACUUACAGCAUGUCAGAAAUGUGACUUUACAGUUUUCAGCUACAGCUAUGGCAUCUUCAUUGGAAGUCCAUGCUAAUUGUUCUUUGAGGGUGGGCCAAAGCAAGUCAGCCUGUGUGCAUUAUGCAAAUGUAUAUCAUGAUGACAAGCUAAGUCAUGAAAUAAUGGCAGGACAUCAAACGAGGCAUUUCAGGCAAGUGUUUUCUGUUAGAGAGAUUAACUCCCUUUGGCAUGACUUUGUGCUUUGUAAUUUUGCAGAUCGUUUACACAAACAGCUAUAUAAUGCAGUAAAGAAAAGGUUAAAUAAUAAAAAAAGCAUCUUGCUGUAGGUGUACUUCAAAGCCAUAUAUUGAAACUAGCCACUAUUUUACAAAAGCACACUGAAUAUUUAGUAUACCUUGAUAAGUACACACAAAAUCUGCAUAUUUAUUUUCAUAUCUUCUGUCAAGAAAGUACCGAAAGAUCUAAAGUAACCUGUGCAUUAAAUUAUAAUAAAAUAGCACUCUUAUUUGUAGGUGAAAGCCACAAUAUUUAAUAAACUAUGACAGAUAAAUAGUGGAUUUCAUACAGGUUGACUAAUUAAACAAUAUGCUUCUAAAUAAUGUUCUUUUAUGCUGAACAGGAAAUGACAUUUAAGAAAUUGGAAUAACUGAAUACACAAAGAAAUGGCAAUCUCGGAUAUAAUAUCUGACUAUGUGACCUGUGUAAAGUCAUAAAAUGUGUGUUUUGGUGAUUCCUAUAUGAUGAGCCACGGCCAUCUUAUUCUUUAAAUGGAAAUUUGAUAAUAUUCUGCGUCCAUAGUUUCCUCUUGAGGUGUUUAUAUACUUCAGCCUAUGAAAUUGACAUAGAAUUGAGUGAUAUGUUGUGAGUUUCUUUGUUCCAACUGUAAGGUGUUUAAUGAACAGUUGUUGAGAAAUAUAUGCAAGUAUUAUGAUUUAUGACUUAUACCAUUCUGUAUUGUAUGUGUACAGCUGUU
Messenger RNA from Carassius carassius (crucian carp), 6132 nucleotides. RefSeq names its product formin 2a (gene fmn2a). Gene Ontology annotation, molecular function: microtubule binding. The transcript has 16 exons. Lineage: Eukaryota; Metazoa; Chordata; Actinopteri; Cypriniformes; Cyprinidae. Gene Ontology annotation, cellular component: actin filament; cytoplasm; nucleus. Gene Ontology annotation, biological process: intracellular transport; actin nucleation. Bases 23 to 4792 code for a protein of 1589 amino acids. The record is from RefSeq and is a predicted model, not a curated record.